AAAUUGAGGUGCAGGACCUCAGCCGCUGCACUGUGCGCCGAUAGAAAAUAAGCCUCACCGCCAGCGAGACACGCAGCGCGUAUUUUGUUUUUCGACUGGAAACCGACAGAAAUAUCAUUUCGUUCCUCCCCCAGCAGAGGUCCGGGCUGUCUGCGCGGGGCAGAGGAGCGCGAGCUGCUGAACAAUAACGGGGCUCGCUCAGUGACAGCAGCAGCAGCUCGGUGCAUCAUUUUUAGGAUUCCUCUGCAGGGACGAUAUUGAAGAGCGGUAACGUGAUGUUGCGCCUGAGGAGAAUGAUUUAGACUUUUAUCCACAUGUUUGUUCGCUGAAAUCGACUCGCAAAACAAACACAAAGCUGUGUUUUCCAGGCUUUGUAGCAGGGCUGGCCUGGACUUAGGGUUAGGAGGACCAAUGGACUCGGGGGUGAGGUUGCAUUUGAAUGGGCUGGCUUAACAUCUGAUAAAUAGACACGCGUGUGUGCUUUGGAUUAUUUUUAUUUUUACACGUUUAGAUCAAAUUUUAAAAUAGUCUUAUAUUGUGUUUAUUACAAUAGUAGUACGGAUUGUAUCUGCUAUUCACUUAUAUUUGUAAAAGUAUAUGAUAUAAAACAUAUUCAAAGCGUUUUAAUUGUUUUAUAGCAUUUUAAAAAAUCAAAUUGUAGCCUAAAAGAAGACACAAAACAUACCCUACCCACCAGUUCACUUUGGGUUUUUUCUUUGUCAGUUUGUCUUCUUUAGUCCUUAAUUUGCUUCUCUUCAUUAUUAUUAAUAAGCUCAGCUUUUUUAAACCGGUAUUCAUCGCCUCAAGGACAAAACUUAUCUUGAGAUCCUGCAAGAUCAGUUCACACUGACACGCCUAAGUCAUUAUUUUGAAUACUAACGCCCUCUGGAGCUGGAAACGAGCUGAAUAGUAAACCACAAUGUUCAGCUGGCUGGGAACCGAUGACAGGAGGAAGAAGGAGCCAGAGGUGUUUCAGACCGUCAGCGACGGACUGAAGAAACUCUACAAAACCAAACUCCUGCCUCUGGAGGAGAGCUACAAGUUUCACGAGUUCCACUCUCCGGCCCUGGAGGAUGCAGACUUCGACAACAAGCCCAUGGUCCUCCUGGUUGGACAGUACUCCACCGGCAAGACCAGCUUCAUACGCUACCUGUUGGAGCAGGAUUUUCCUGGCAUGCGGAUCGGCCCCGAGCCCACCACAGAUUCCUUCAUCGCGGUGAUGCACGGCGACACAGAGGGAGUCGUCCCCGGCAACGCUCUGGUGGUUGACCCCAAGAAACCCUUCAGAAAGCUCAACGCGUUUGGAAACGCAUUUCUCAACAGGUUCGUGUGUGCGCAGCUUCCUAAUCCCGUGCUGGAGAGCAUCAGUGUGAUCGACACGCCGGGGAUCCUGUCCGGCGAGAAGCAGAGAAUCAGCCGGGGCUACGACUUUGCAGCUGUCCUUGAGUGGUUUGCGGAGCGGGUGGACCGAAUCAUUUUACUGUUUGAUGCCCACAAACUGGACAUUUCGGACGAGUUCUCCGAAGUGAUAAAGGCCCUGAAGAACCAUGAGGAUAAGAUCAGAGUCGUGCUGAACAAGGCGGACCAGAUCGAGACUCAGCAGCUGAUGAGAGUGUACGGUGCCCUGAUGUGGUCACUGGGGAAAAUCGUCAAUACCCCUGAGGUGGUCCGUGUCUACAUCGGUUCCUUCUGGUCGCAUCCCCUGCUGAUUCCUGACAACAGAAAGCUGUUCGAGGCAGAGGAGCAGGACUUAUUCAAAGACAUCCAGUCCCUACCGAGAAACGCGGCGCUAAGAAAACUCAACGAUCUGAUCAAAAGAGCCAGACUGGCCAAGGUGCACGCUUAUAUCAUCAGCUCGCUGAAGAAAGAGAUGCCCUCUGUGUUCGGAAAAGAGAACAAGAAGAAGGAGCUGAUCGGCACUCUGGGAGACAUCUACAAACGGAUCGAAAGAGAACAUCAGAUAUCACCCGGAGAUUUUCCCAAUCUGAAGAAGAUGCAGGACCAACUACAAGCUCAGGAUCUCACCAAGUUCCAGCCUCUGAAGCCCAAACUGCUGGAGGCGGUUGACGACAUGCUGGCCAAUGACAUUGCCGGCCUGAUGGUCCUGGUGCGGCAGGAGGAAACCCAGCGGCCCAACGCCGUGGUGAAGGGCGGCGCCUUCGACGGCACUCUGGACGGCCCCUUCGGCCACGGGUACGGCGAAGGGGCCGGGGAGGGCAUCGACGAGGCGGAGUGGGUGGUCGCGCGCGACAAGCCCGCUUACGACGAGAUCUUCUACACGCUGUCGCCCGUCAACGGGAAGGUGACGGGCGCCAACGCCAAGAAGGAGAUGGUGAAGUCAAAACUGCCGAACACGGUGCUGGGAAAGAUCUGGAAGCUGGCCGACAUCGACAAGGACGGGAUGCUGGACGACGAGGAGUUCGCUCUGGCCAAUCACCUCAUCAAAGUGAAGCUGGAGGGGCACGAACUCCCGUCAGAGCUGCCUGCGCACUUGGUGCCUCCUUCCAAAAGGAAAAUACCAGAGUAGAUAUCAGAUUAAACCUAAAUCCACCCCCCACCCCCACCUUGGAGGAAAUACUCCCUACUAACAGAGGGAUCCUCCGGUAGCAUUACAGCAGAAACAAAAAAUUAAAAAAAGUAUGAAAGUAGCUGCUCUUAAUCUCUAAUGCUGCACCGUCGCAUCUCUAGUCUUAAUUCAAAUACUAAAAGUUCAAAUAAAAAGUAAUGAAGUGAGUGUUGGCAGGCUGACUGCAAAGAUUAUAUGUACCCUUUACGUUGGAAUUAAUUUUCCCACAGGACAAGACAUGAAAAGGCUUUUAUGUUUUACACAAAACAAUAUUGUUUUGUAUUGAAAGCUGAGCGAUGAAUGAAGGCUGAAGGAUGGAGGUGUAAACACUGGAGUACAAGACAAUAUAACUACUGGAGUCACAACAGUGUGAAGCAGAAUAUGAUAAAUGUGUAUUAAAAUGCAGUAUGUUUCCAUGAAAGUGAUGCUGUUAUUGUCUUAAACCCGCAGCAUUUUACUCUGAAGCCCGAUCUUUGAUUCUUUGUGCUGUUUGUUGAAUUGAGGCCAGACUGAGUCGUCCAGACUGUUUCACCGCCUCAUGUUUAUCACAGUGCUUCAGGACACACACACACACAGAUGUGGACAUAACACACUUUCAUUUUUCCAGUGUGAGGUUUUCACAGAGGAGCACCGUCUUGAUUAAUUCAGUCUCUUUACAUGUGUGUGUUCAUUAUGUGGAGGUUUUACGUCACCAUGAGUGGGGAGUGAAGAAUGGUUUAUGUCUCUUAUGAUUUCUAAAUGCUUUCUCAUUAACCUGUAUUGAUUCUUGACAGUAUAACGGCACACUCAUCAUAAUUGUAUUUGAAUGUUUAUUGUGCUGUUUUUCACAUUCGUUUGUGGGCAAGUCCCAGAUAUUGUAUGCCUGCAUUUGACCACAUGUGUUAGUGUUUUUAUUUAUAACGUGUAUUCACUCAUAGCUACUGAGCGUGGAGUAUUCAGUGGGUCAUUAAAUGAAAAUUAAAGAGAUAAUAUGUAAUUGAGUAUAACCUAACAUAAGUCUGGACGGACAGCUCUUUACUUACUUUGUGGUGACACUAAAUUUUUCAAAUGUUUCUUUACGUAAUUGAAGGACGUCUUUGUCUUGUAAUUAAAUUGUAAACAUGUAAUAAACACAAUUCCUCUGUACAAUGUUUCAGAUAUAUUACUGUAACAACAUGCCAGUAUGUGUGUGUGCCUGUAUAUAUUUCACAUUAGGGCAGAAUCUAACAAAUCCAUCGUGAACUAAAACACUCGGCUAACUAAAGCCUGGAUUUCCACGUCAGGAAACUCAUUUGGAUCCACAGGACUGCACAAGUCUUUCCAGUUCUUGAGUAUUCCGUUUCCCUCCCCGUGUGUUUCUGUGCUGUUAUUAUUGUAAAAUCAAAUGUACAUAAAAAUUGGUUGCAUUCCAUGUACACAGAUGUGGAAUAAAAAAAAAUCUUCCGACAUUUUCCCCGCCUGUUGAGCUCGCUGUUAAAGAUGAGCCAGAUCUCAGUUUCUAUCCAGCCACAGAUUGCAAAAUGAAAUGCUGUGAAGUGGUCAACAUACACGUAAACACUGGUGUUUCAGUAUUCUGUUUGUACGUACUUUGUGAUUCGGGGUGCGUUGCGUCAUUCCAUAUGUCACUGCUUUCUCUGUCAACAUAAACAGUCUAAAACAUAAUAAAGUCUUAUAUUCAAGUA
This is a messenger RNA of Salarias fasciatus (jewelled blenny), 4227 nucleotides long. It is a transcript of the gene ehd3, whose product is annotated as EH-domain containing 3. The transcript is spliced from 8 exons. NCBI's taxonomy places the organism in Eukaryota, Metazoa, Chordata, Actinopteri, Blenniiformes, Blenniidae. Gene Ontology annotation, molecular function: protein binding; calcium ion binding; GTP binding. The record is from RefSeq and is a predicted model, not a curated record. The coding region runs from base 920 to 2527 and encodes 535 amino acids. Gene Ontology annotation, cellular component: cytoplasm; plasma membrane. Gene Ontology annotation, biological process: endosomal transport; endocytosis.